Mugil cephalus (flathead mullet) is the source of this 4854-nucleotide messenger RNA. RefSeq names its product Rho GTPase activating protein 36 (gene arhgap36). Bases 771 to 2669 code for a protein of 632 amino acids. The transcript is spliced from 12 exons. NCBI's taxonomy places the organism in Eukaryota, Metazoa, Chordata, Actinopteri, Mugiliformes, Mugilidae. The record is from RefSeq and is a predicted model, not a curated record. Gene Ontology annotation, biological process: signal transduction.
UCCCUUCUUUGAGUCGUAUCCCCUAUACCCUCUUCCACCCUGCCCCCCUUUCCAUCCCUUCCGUCUGCUUCUCUGCCACCUUCUCCUUUUACUUACCUUCAUUUUUUUCUUUCCUGCUCCUCUUUCCCUCUCUUACAUUAGUUUCACAUCACUUUGGACCAAGGAACCAUCACUCCUCUGUUCAUGCUCUACUUCCUUUUCCUCGUCCUUUUCUGUAAUAUCUCCUUUUGUUUCCCCUACUCUCCGUUGCCACUUCCUACUUUACCUCCCUUUUUCUCCCUGAAGCCACACCUCUUUUCUCACGGAUCCCUCCAUCCUCCCGUUCCCUACCUUUCCCCCUACUUUCUGCUAUCUGUUUCCUCUUUUUUCCUAAUUCAUCCACUCUUCCCUGCUGUUUCCCUCCUUCCUGUUUCCUCCUCUAUCCAACUUCCUCUCCCUCCCUCCAUUCACUCCUCCCCUCUCUCCUGUGUUUAUGUUGGGUGUCAACUCCUGCAAGUCAGUAUGCACCAGAAGUCCUCCUCCUCCUCCUCUUAAUCUAACUCACUUCUCAGCUCUCCCCAAUCCUCCUCCUUGCUCUCUCUCUCUCUCUCACUCUGUCUUUACCUCCCACCCACCGUCUCUAGUCCUUAUUCAGCCUAGAGCUGAGAUGCAUUUGUUUGACUGACCAAAGUCUGGAUAGCGGAGGCUCAGAAAGCUGCUGGACCCACUGAGAGGGAUUUUAAUUGAAAGCAAGUGACGCCCCGAUACAGGGGGACCACACGUGGGCGACCAUGUUGGGGCAGAGCGUGCGGUUGCAACCUGUUCCCAUCCAGAGCUUGUCGGAGUUGGAGCGAGCCAGGUUACAGGAAGUCGCCUUGUACCACUUGGAGGAGCGGGACCUGGACUUCAAGAUCAGCAUCCCUAGAGAAAUACGCAAACGGAGAAAGUCUCUGCGCAGGAAGUUUGACUCCUUUUCAAAGGAAAAGAAAGAGCGAGAAUCAGCUCCCAAGGCAUUUGGCAUCCCGCUCUCCCAGGUCAUCGCCAACGACCGAGCCUACAAGAUCCGGCAGGACGCCCUGAAGGAGAGCAGGCGCGACUGUCUGGACCUGGAAGCCAGCGUUCUGCGCUUCAGGGCCGAGAAGCGCCAAUUCUUCAAUGGGAACAAGCCCCUGGUCAGCUCCUCGUCGCUCACGGGUGGAGGCCCCAGUUCACCAUCCGCAAAUUCUGUGGCACCGGCACCGGUUUCUGGCGCCCACGGCAAACCACUGUCGCCCACAUUUCUGGAUAACACCGGAAGAGGACAGAGGAGGGGUGGCCUGUCUGUGGACUCCAUCUCUGACCUUGUAGAGAGCCAGUCUCGCCUGCUGGAGGCACUGCAGCUCUCCCAUCCAGCCGAGCUGGAGCUGAAGAAGUCACCGGGCUCAUCAGAAGGGCGGACGCAGACCAAGCUCAGCCUCAACCCCAUCUACAGACAGGUGCCUCGAGUCCUGGAGAGGUGCUGCAGUCACAUCGAGAACUACGGUCUUCAGACAGUGGGCAUUUUUAGAGUUGGGAGCUCUAAAAAGAGAGUAAGACAGCUGCGGGAAGACUUUGACAUGGGGGUGGAUGUCCAGCUCGAUGAAGAGCAGAGUGUUCAUGAUGUGGCGGCGCUGCUCAAGGAGUUCCUCAGGGACAUACCUGAUCCUCUGCUGCCCAGAGAGCUGUACCCAGCCUUCCUUCAUGCCAACCUGCUGAGAGGAGCAGACCAGCUUCAGUAUCUCCAGCACCUCCUCUAUCUGCUCCCUGCCUGUAACUGCGACACACUGCUGCGCCUCCUCACCUUGCUACACACCGUGCAGAGCUUCGCCCAGGACAGCAUAGGGACCAACGACGAGGAGAUCCCCGGUAACAAGAUGACAGCUGCUAACUUGGCCGUGAUCUUCGGGCCGAAUCUGCUCCAGAGGGAACGAGGAGGAGAGACAAGUCCUCAUGCGAUGGGCAUCGAGGACAGCACAGCGAUUAUCAGCGUCACUCUGGUGCUCAUACAGAACUACAGGAGACUCUUCACGGUAUCUGCAGAGCUGCAGCAGGAAGUCCUGAUGAGUCUGAUCCAGACCGACCCAGACAUCAUCGACUAUCUGUUGCGCAGGAAACUCAGUGGUAGUCACCUGACGGUGGACAGCAGCAGUGAGUCAGGGGGUCGUCGAGACACGGGGGCAUCUCUGGACUCUGUGGGAGCUUCCAGCGGGAGUCUGUCGCCCCUGGAGCCCCCGUCACCUCUUUUCCCUCCGGAUGGCAGUGGUGGUGAGGGAAGCCUGACCAGCGAGGUCUUCCUCAACGUCCUGAAACUGAAUCAGAACCGGAAGCGUCAGGAAACAAGAUACGGUGAGGUUCCUCCGGGUAAAUCCAUUCGCCACAUGCGGCAGUUCCACUCCCACCACAACCUCCUUAGCCUGGCCCAGCAAACCUCCUCGUCCUCUGCCACCACCAGGCUCCACAGUCAGGACCUGGAUAACCAAGAGCGCAGGGGCCCGUUGAGCUCCACACUGAGCUUCGCUCUGGGCGGGGGAAGCUGCUCCAGCCUGAGCGGCUCCACCGAGAGCAGCAUCUGGGUGAGGCAGACGCCGCAGGAGGAGAGCAAACCGUCGCCAGCCGCUAAUUUCUGGGACUUCUUCACCGGGAAAGGGUCGAGCUCAGAGACGAUGGUAUGAGGGAAGGGCAAGAAGAGGAGAAGUAUGAAGGGAAAGAGGAGUGUGCUGGUCAGAACUCACUCCCCAAAACAAUUGGUCAAAAUUAAAUGUUGUAAGAGAAAUGCGUUGCACUUCAAAAGUUUGACUACUUGAAUUUUUGUUGUUCAGAACCACCCUGUUGGAGGCUCGAAUGUCCUUUUUUUUGCCCACUCUGGGAUGCAGCAACGUGUAGUUGGCAGAAAGCACAAAGAAAUAAAAAUGAAGAAGGAAAAGUCACAUAAAUGAGUUUAAGUACAAAAAGUACAUAUCACUCAGACAUAAACAAGUGAAGGACAGACUGGAAGAAGAUGCAGUAAUAAUGUACAUAACGUGUAUUCCUGCUUUUCUUUACACACCUUUUCUGUACUACCUAGGACUGCAUACCUAAAUGUAGCUGCAUGACCUUUGCUAACACGUUAUUUAACCUUUAUCCUUUGAAUGUUGUCCUGUAGACCUGAAUGCUGUGUUCACUGCAAAUCAGCAAGAAUUCAAUGCUCCUGAUUCCAAAUGCAAGUUUGAAAGGUGUCAAAACAUUCAUCUUAAUUACAACUGAACUAAAGUUGGUUGAAAGUACAACAGCACUUAAGAUUAAUGUACUUUAAAUUAGUCUUUUAAAUCAAAUUUAAAUGAAAAUGGCUCAGUUCUUUAAUUUUAAGCAAACUUUGCCGCAUUUUAAAUUCAUCUUUGACCUAAAAAUGUUGAAUUUAAACCUUAAUGCAUUUACUCAAUUUGAAAAUAACACCUGUGUGCAAGACACACACAGACCUCGAUGCAGGAACUUGACUUCUGUGCUGAAGUUACUUCACUUUUUACUUAAAUAUAAAGUGCUUGAGGUACGGUCAGCAUACUGUACAAUAUUGCAAACUUUGUGCUAGUUGUGUGGUUGUAUUAUCAAAUUGUUUCCGUACUUAGAAACAGCUGAACAUCUAAGUGUACUUGUGUUUGACAAUUUGCAAGUUAAAAAGGCCCAGAUCUGGUUCAUGAGUCAGGAUACCCCUACUACUGUAUUUAAGUCACGUCUACUAUGAGUUCUCAUCCAAAAAAAAGUGUUCUCCCUUCUUAAUCACUGACUUUGUCACUUCAUAAGUCAUAAAUAUGCUUCUGUCGGACUGAAGCUGAAAUGUAACCAUGUGUUGCCGCGACAUACCACAACAAAAUGCAUUUUCUUGACCACAAGAAAAUUCUUCCUCCCUCUGCCUCCUAAAACCAUCUACUCCAACAUCUUUUCCCUUUUGUGAUCUAUGUUCGUAUUCAGUGACGCAGAAUGAUGCCGACAUGCAACCAACUCAGCCUUUGCUCAUAGGCACAGUUAUGUGACUCAUAAAACUAACACAAAUUAAAGCUGACGUCCCUUGCAAACAAAACUUUAGUGGAGGAAAGUUGUCCUGGAGUCUCUCUUUUGGGAACCUACCCAAUCCCUUUAACUGAUUGAGUUGAUGAAUAUGUACAUGAAUAUGUCUGUUAAAGACCCUAAAUUCACCUGCACCUUAGAGGACGUCAUUCGGAUUAAGAUCUUCGAAUUGAAAGUGAGAAUUGUAUCAUUCUAGGUAUGUUUUUAAGUAAAACAUAGCAUAAAAAGUAGGCAAAGGUUUGGGGUUAAAACAAGCAGCCAAAUGUAAGUCCUACCAGGCUAACCACUUCAAAUAAAAUUAUGGACAUCUUAUGACUUGCAUUAAACCUGUAUAUAGAACAUUAAACUUUCAAAUGCCCAAAGUUGCAUUUUUGAUUUCUUAUCAAAUCUGUAUCGCUUUUUUUUUUCCAAACACAAGAGGGCGACAUUUACCACUUAAUUUCCACUUCCUCCUGUGGACAAGAAUCUGGUCACAAAACAAGGUGUUAGGUUUGGAAAUAGUGCCAAACAACUAGAGAAUGUAGAGAUGUUUGUUUCUGGCCUCUUUGUAACAGAAAUUAUUCUUGUUGUACAGAGAUUUUUCUACAUCCUGUUCUUAUUUCUUCUCUACAAACAGAUGUUGUACAGUCUGGCAUCAUCUCAGCAGGUGAACGUCCUUUUCUUUUGGAUAUCCUUGUAGAGAAAACAAGAUAUGUAUAUUUUCAGUUUUUUGUCAUUGACACAUUUUUUCUAUAUUGUUCUAAAAACCAAUGAGGCGUUAAGGUUGCUGUUGGAGAAUGUACCAUCUACCUGCAGAGAAUUAAAUGUCAUACUGCC